Messenger RNA from Peromyscus californicus insignis, 1339 nucleotides. It is a transcript of the gene Hoxb3, whose product is annotated as homeobox B3. The transcript is spliced from 2 exons. The coding region runs from base 38 to 1339 and encodes 433 amino acids. Gene Ontology annotation, cellular component: nucleus. Gene Ontology annotation, molecular function: DNA-binding transcription factor activity, RNA polymerase II-specific; RNA polymerase II cis-regulatory region sequence-specific DNA binding. The record is from RefSeq and is a predicted model, not a curated record. Gene Ontology annotation, biological process: regulation of transcription by RNA polymerase II. Lineage: Eukaryota; Metazoa; Chordata; Mammalia; Rodentia; Cricetidae.
UGCAAGUUGCCACCCACUGCCCGGGCCUCGCCCAGCGAUGCAGAAAGCCACCUACUACGACAACACCGCAGCUGCGCUCUUCGGAGGCUACUCCUCGUAUCCUGGCAGCAAUGGUUUCGGCUACGACGGGCCUCCCCAGCCCCCCUUUCAGGCCGCUACGCACCUGGAGGGUGACUACCAGCGCUCAGCGUGUUCCCUGCAGUCCCUGGGCAAUGCCGCCCCACAUGCCAAGAGCAAGGAGCUCAACGGCAGCUGCAUGAGGCCUGGCCUGGCCCCAGAGCCCCUGCCCGCCCCGCCGGGCUCACCCCCACCCAGCGCCGCACCUACCAGUACCACUAGCAACAGCAAUAACGGGAGCGGGCCCAGCAAAAGCGGCCCCCCCAAGUGCGGUCCCGGCUCCAACUCUACCCUCACCAAACAGAUAUUCCCCUGGAUGAAAGAGUCGAGGCAAACGUCCAAGCUGAAAAACAGCUCCCCCGGCACAGCAGAAGGUUGUGGUGGCGGCGGCGGCGGCGGCGGCGGCGGCGGCGGCGGCAGCGGCGGCGGUAGCAGCGGCGGGGGCGGCGGCGGCGGCGGGGGAGGGGACAAGAGCCCCCCGGGGUCGGCGGCGUCCAAGCGGGCACGGACGGCGUACACAAGCGCGCAGCUGGUGGAGCUGGAGAAAGAGUUCCACUUCAACCGCUACUUGUGCCGGCCGCGCCGCGUGGAGAUGGCCAAUCUGCUGAACCUCAGCGAGCGCCAGAUCAAGAUCUGGUUCCAGAACCGCCGCAUGAAAUACAAGAAAGACCAGAAGGCCAAAGGGCUGGCCUCGUCGUCUGGGGGUCCCUCUCCGGCCGGCAGCCCCCCACAGCCCAUGCAGUCCACCGCCGGCUUCAUGAACGCCUUACACUCCAUGACUCCCAGCUAUGACAGCCCGUCCCCGCCAGCCUUCGGCAAAGGCCACCAGAAUGCCUACGCGCUGCCCUCCAACUACCAGCCCCCUCUCAAGGGUUGCGGCGCCCCGCAGAAGUACCCCCCGACCCCGGCGCCCGAGUACGAGCCCCACGUCCUCCAAGCCAACGGGGGCGCCUACGGGACGCCCACCAUGCAGGGCAGCCCCGUGUACGUGGGCGGGGGUGGCUAUGCGGAUCCGCUGCCGCCCCCUGCCGGCCCCUCCCUCUACGGCCUCAAUCACCUUUCCCAUCACCCCUCGGGGAACCUGGACUACAACGGGGCGCCCCCUAUGGCCCCCAGCCAGCAUCACGGACCCUGUGAUCCUCACCCCACCUACACAGACCUCUCUCACCACGCACCACCUCAGGGUAGAAUCCAAGAAGCGCCCAAAUUGACACACCUGUGA